CAAGCCAAUAUGAAGAUUCCAGCGUCCACAGCUCUUGCAGUAAUGGCAGUCUUCUUGCCGAUAGUAACCUGUGCUCCAGCAAGAAAAGCCAAGAAAGAAGACGACCGAUCUUGUGCAACAAGGGACCGAGAGGCCAAAGAAGUGGGAGACAAAGUCGUUGACAGUUGCAAUUACUGGUGCCUCCCAAACAAGAACGACCGCGACAACUAUGUAAAUAAGUACUAUCCCGAUGGCACGAAAUGCAAGUACAACCGGAACCUGCAAAGCUUGUGUAUAGACGAUGCAUGCCAUCAUCCAGAGAGUGAUACCUAUAAGAAGUACGUGUCGAAGAAUUCACGAAAGAAUAAGGUGCCACCAGGGAAAAAUUCUGGAAAAACACCAAAGACUCCGAAACGCGAAGAUGAACCACCUGAGACGCCAGACUAUGCGGAUGAGGACUCUGAACAGGACGAUGAACAUAAGGACCCAGACGAAUAUGAUGAGAAUGAGUCAUUCCUGAUCUACGAAGCUUCCGAAAGGGAAUAA
Messenger RNA from Ixodes scapularis (black-legged tick), 525 nucleotides. RefSeq lists its product as uncharacterized. Bases 10 to 525 code for a protein of 171 amino acids. The transcript is spliced from 5 exons. The record is from RefSeq and is a predicted model, not a curated record. NCBI's taxonomy places the organism in Eukaryota, Metazoa, Arthropoda, Arachnida, Ixodida, Ixodidae.